This is a messenger RNA of Protopolystoma xenopodis, 462 nucleotides long. The record is from the annotation of a GenBank genome assembly. NCBI's taxonomy places the organism in Eukaryota, Metazoa, Platyhelminthes, Monogenea, Polystomatidea, Polystomatidae.
AUGGAUGAUGACCGCCUAACACAAAUUCUGCAAUCAGGGUUCACAGAAGCGGGUGUCAACCUGGAUGAAUUACAAAAAAUUCCGAACACUACCUUACCUCAAGUGUGUUAUCACUUGAUCUCACAGCUGCCUAAGGUACUGUUGUCCAAAAUCUUCUCCGGUUACAAAACUUGCAAAGUGCCAGCCUUAAUGAGACAGCGUUGGGAGCAACUGGAUCUUAUCAAUCGUAGGGGUGCACUGGAUAAGCAGAGGAUCACGUCAGUCUUCGAAUACCUGAAGUUAGGAAUUGACCGUAAGGCGAAGGAUGUUUGUAUUGUUGAACUCUCCGAAUUCGUAAUGCGAAUGCAGCAGUUGGGUCGACUAAUGGGCUUGCAUCAGGUGAGUAAAAGAAGCAUUCUCUGCCACUUUGAAUGCAUGCUGCAACAUGUGUUGAAUAAGCAUCUUCCUGAGGUUAUUUCAUGA